AUGCGCGGAGACCUCUUCGUGCUCCGCAACGCCGGCAACACCUGCACUCACGCAGAAGGGAGCAUUGUUGGCAGCUUGGAGUUCUGCACUGGCAAGCUGGGCGCCCAGCUGGUCCUGGUGCUGGGGCACACGCAGUGCGGCGCCGUGGCCGGAGCUACGAAGACUUACCAGGCAGGUGAGUCCAAGGCUCUGGGCAGUGCGUUCGCGGGUCUCUUGCAGGGCUUGGCGGGGGUGGCACAGCAGGCCAGCGAGGGCGGCUAUCACCUCGAGACGGGCCGAGUGGAGUUCUUGGGCUGCUCGCCGCAGCAAGCCGAUGCCCUGGCCAUGCUGAAGGAUGGCAACGAGCGCUUUGCAGUGGGUGCCCCCACAGCUGGCAAGGUCCACCAGAGCAUGCGCGCGGAUUUGAACAACAUGGGCCAGGCUCCCCACACUGCUCUGGUUGGCUGUGCGGAUUCGCGCGUGCCCCUGGAAACCGUCUUUGAUGCCUUUCCUGGGGCG
Symbiodinium pilosum is the source of this 498-nucleotide messenger RNA. NCBI's taxonomy places the organism in Eukaryota, Dinophyceae, Suessiales, Symbiodiniaceae. The record is from the annotation of a GenBank genome assembly.